This is a messenger RNA of Exophiala mesophila, 3544 nucleotides long. RefSeq lists its product as uncharacterized. The coding region runs from base 267 to 3461 and encodes 1064 amino acids. Gene Ontology annotation, cellular component: intracellular membrane-bounded organelle. Gene Ontology annotation, molecular function: phosphatidylinositol-3,5-bisphosphate 5-phosphatase activity. The record is from RefSeq and is a predicted model, not a curated record. Lineage: Eukaryota; Fungi; Ascomycota; Eurotiomycetes; Chaetothyriales; Herpotrichiellaceae. Gene Ontology annotation, biological process: phosphatidylinositol dephosphorylation. The transcript has a single exon.
AGACUUUCUUCCACGUGGAAUACACACAUGUUACCGCACGACCAAACACCAAUCACAGGACUACGUGAUUGAUAUCCAUAUUUCCAGCGACGCUGUGGUGACAGAUCAGUUACACAACCAAACCAGGAUCUUCAACGGACGCGAUCCUUUGUCCCACUCGUGUUGAAAUAAAAGCCCCAUCCGUCGACUCUUUCUGGGAUUCAUAUCCUAGCCUAGCCAUCAUGCAUUUGUCAAGCUGUGGCUAAUGUACUCACCAUCUACCAAACAUGGAGUCCUUUGAGGAGUUCAAUUCAAGCCAAGCAGAUGAUACAGGCAAGAAGCCCGAAGAGCGCCUCCAGACAGGGGAUCUUCCUUCUCAACAAUCAGACAGCACGACUCAGGAAGCUCACAAUACAUCAUCACAGUCGAAUCAGUACCCUCAAAAUGUCAGCAUCGAUGCAACUUCCCUCGCCGAUAAAGAACAGCCUGUUUCCCAAGAUUUACCCACCUUAUCAAACAAUGCCCCAGAAUCUCCAACACUAACAAACACCGCUCGAGAUGAAGGAGACGAUGAAGAAUCUUUGGACCUGUCCAAGCCCUUCAACCGGGCUUCAAGCCGAUCUCCUACUACUCUCCAGCGCAACAGAGGCGCCGUGGUCACUAAAGUCGGGGAGGAAGGCGUGAUUCGAAUGCACAAAUUCACCUUACACGAGACAGCCAACAAAUACUACAUUGUGGGAUCCGAUAUCCUCGACAGUGCUUUUCGGAUCUUGAAGAUCGACCGCACGUCUGAGGCGGGCGAACUGAAUGUCAUCGAAGAUGACAUCGUGUACACGAGGAAGGAAACCCAACAAAUUCUCAACGCUGUCGACGAGGGGAACCGAGCAACCGGCGGACUCAAGCUCAAGACUAGCUUCUGGGGUUUACUCGGUUUCAUCCGCUUCACUGCCCACUACUACAUGAUAUAUGUCACAAAACGGAGUCAAGUGGCAAUGAUAGGAGGACACUACAUCUACCAAAUCGACAAGACUGAAAUCAUGCCUUUGGUCACUGCAGCAUCGACUCGGGCAAAGACGGAUCGACACAUUGAAGAAGCACGCUUCAUGGGGAUCUUGAACAACCUAGACCUCAGUCGAUCAUUUUAUUUCAGCUAUUCAUACGACAUCACUAGGACCCUACAACACAACAUUAUGCGUGAGCGGCAAGCCCUUCAGGAAGGUCUCCCACAGCCCAGAACGUGUUGUCACAAUGACAUGUUUGUGUGGAAUAAUCACCUCCUCAAACCGGCCAAGUCGGUCCUCAAGAACCCCUUUGACUGGUGUCUGACCAUCGUCCACGGUUAUGUCGACCAAAGCGCCUUGUCCGUCUUCUGGGGUCGAGUUGUCUAUGUCACAAUCAUUGCUCGGCGCUCGCGCUUCUUUGCCGGCGCUCGAUACCUCAAGCGAGGUGCGAAUGAUCUAGGUUAUGUGGCCAAUGACGUCGAAACCGAGCAGAUUGUCUCUGAAAUGCUGACGACAUCGUUUCAUUCCCCUGGCCCGACUCUGUUCGCAAACAACAAAUAUACAUCACACGUACAGCACCGUGGUAGCAUUCCUCUUCACUGGGCUCAAGAUUCCUCUGGAGUUACUCCUAAGCCAGACAUCCAUCUGAACGUGGUGGACCCCUUCUUCAGUGCUGCUGCAUUACAUUUCGACAAUCUAUUCGAGCGAUACGGAACCCCAAUCUACUGUCUGAACCUUAUCAAAUCCAGGGAGCGGGUGCCGAGAGAGUCGAAGCUUCUGAAGGAAUACACCACCGCUGUGGAAUACCUCAACCAGUUCUUGCCCGAAGACAAAAAGAUCGUGUAUCACGCUUGGGACAUGAGCCGGGCGUCUAAAAGUCGGGACCAAGACGUUAUUGGCAGUCUUGAGGCCAUCGCUGAAGACAUUCUUCCGCGAACGGGUUUCUUCCAGAACGGCAACGACGUGGAGAGUGGACUGAAGAUCCAAAGCGGGGUGGCUCGCACCAACUGCAUCGAUUGUCUGGACCGUACCAACGCAGCCCAAUUUGUGAUUGCUAAGAAGGCCUUUGGCUAUCAGCUACAAGCUCUGGGUGUCAUUGAGACAACGUCAGUUGAGUAUGACUCGGACGCGGUCAAUCUGUUUACCCACAUGUGGCACGACCACGGCGAUACCAUCGCCGUCCAGUAUGGUGGAUCUCAUCUCGUCAACACCAUGUCGACAUACCGCAAAAUCAACCAGUGGACCAGCCACAGUCGCGACAUGGUCGAGAGCUUCAAGCGCUACUACAACAAUUCAUUCAUGGACGCUCAGAGACAAGAAGCCUAUAACCUCUUUCUGGGCAACUAUGUCUUUGCCCAGGAUGAACCAAUGCUGUGGGACCUGUCAACCGAUUACUACCUGCACCACUCCAACCCACGCUCAAUGUUUGGAAAGCGGCGCCCGAGUUAUCGUCAUUGGUACACCGAUGAGCAUCUCGAAAAGCCUCAGAUCCCUCCACCGAUAUGGCCGCGAGAGCUGCGCGACCGACCUGUAGAAUACUUUGACGACUUCUGGAUCGAAUACUACCGUCCGCUGUCGUUGUCGACUUUCAAGAAACUCUUUUCGUACAAGAUCCGCUCCAAUCUGAGGUAUGUCCCGUUGCAGUCGUCCUCCGCGGGUAAGUUCGACCUCUCGCCAUUCAAGGUGCGGACAGGUAACGAGAACGAGUCGGAUAGUGGACACGACAAGCAGGGUCGAAAAGGAGUCAAGAUCGUUGCACCAUCAGACGACAGCACUACGGUUUCGACCGUUGACGGGUUCAUCAAGCCGAGUUUACCGACUCCUCUAGAGCCCGCCCCAAAGCCAUCCACGCUAGGACCAUGGCUGGACGCGCAACAACAAUUGCACGCGACACACCAGAAGCGGCAGUAUACGGGUAUCAUCAAACAGCCGUCGUUUGAGAUCCAGUCGCCAUUCCUGCCACGGGUGCCCAAAUUACUGACGGUCAACACCAGCGAUCUAAGCAACUCGGCCCUACUGGGUCCACCCACGAAAGAGGAACUGGCACUGCAGGCAUUUACUGCGCUCAUCUCCAAAUCCAUCGACCCUCAAGUGCGGCAAGCAGGUGAAUAUCAACGAUAUGUGGCGCACCCUAGCACGAUCCCAUUGGUCGUGUCGUCCGACAUUGACUACUCUUCAGCACCACUCGAGUUCCUGGAGUACCUGUCCAAAACGGCGGCCGAUCCAUCGGAACACAAGGUCCUGCGGUCGUAUGAUGACGAAAGAGGCGCCGUUAGUCUGACGAUGGACGAGAGAGCAGAGGUCAGUCUUGAUGACUACACCGAGUACCUGGCCAGUGCCGCCGUGGAAGAGCCUUUGACUGUCUUGGAGGAGGAUGCCGGCAAGAAGAGAUACAAAGCCUACCGCAAGUGGCUGAAGGGCAAAAGUCUGUUCAAGCAGAGGCCUGUGGUCGGUGAGGACAUUGGUGAUGUCGUAAGAUAGGACUCGUAGACGCUCGCUCUUGGUAUACUCGGUAGACGUGUCCAGGUUUUGCGAUUUCUUUAAUUAAUGAAUAAUGGCUUGAG